CUCCUCCCUCCUCCUCUCGGGCAGGCGGCGGCGGCGGCUGCGGCUGCUGCGGGGCCCCGCGGAGCCUUCCCCAGCGCUUGCCAGCGCCUCGGCGGCCGGACCCGGACCGGGACCCGGACCUAGACCGGAUAUGGCUCGUGGACAACAGAAGAUUCAGUCACAACAGAAAAAUGCCAAAAAACAAGCUGAACAAAAAAAGAAGCAAGGACAUGAUCAGAAGGCUGCAGCCAAGGCUGCCUUGAUCUAUACCUGCACUGUCUGUAGGACACAAAUGCCGGACCCCAAGACCUUCAAACAGCACUUUGAGAGCAAGCAUCCUAAGACUCCACUUCCUCCAGAAUUGGCUGAUGUUCAGGCAUAAGGUGAAUUCAUGGCACCUAUUGACUCUUCUACUGUCAGACCUUACAUAACAAACCUGCAGCUGCUUUUCUAACAAACUGUUGAUCAACAAAUAUGAAGGGGCUACAGAAACAUUCAUAUUUUUAUGCUGUUCCCUCUUGGGCUUCAUGCAAAGACAAUUCUGUGUAAAUGUACAGUUCUGCCCUAUUUGGAAAUCCUGAAAAUCAGUCCAUACUUGUGAUAAAAAUUUUUUACAAUUGUAAUUAUAUUGAUGUUCAUAUUGUGUAAAAUAACUCAUUUAAUAAAGUAGUACUUUGAUUUUUACAAUAUCGCAGGUUAAAUGCUUGUAGAAAUUCUGUUAAACUUUCCACAUUAUCUGCCUUAUGAAAUCCUAAUGAAGACAAAGUGGAAUUCUCCCCAUCCCACCAGAAACUGCAGUGGUCUCAUUCUACUGAAAGUGAUGCACAUCAUAAAAAGUUUGAUCUAAGAACAGAGGGAAAAUGCUUGUAUAUUUACCUUUGUGUGCUACCAGCUUGAGUCAAGAAAUUUAAAUCUUUUGAUGACAGCUCAAGCGGCAUUAGAAUCAUGAAACUUCUACUUCUUGUUCCAUGUAUUGGGGAGUGUCAGUACUACAAGCCAUUUGGAACAGGAUUCCUUUAUUGUAAGGGAACUUGUUCCUUGGAGUCAUGCACUGGAGAGACUCUUGCUAGACAAGUAAACCUUAAUAUUUGGUAGACAGCUGGCAGAGCUUGAGAGUUAAGAACAUCUAACAAUCUCUCGGCAUGCUGGUUUGAAUACAAUUAGCAAAUGCUAUAUCAGGUUGAAGUAAUUCUGCUUUUGGUUGUGAAAUUUAAUCUAAAAAGUUGGUGAAUGCAAAUAACUAGUCAGUCACAGGUUUCCCCUCAAAUGUCUCUGACUGUUUCUGUAACGAUUUUGCAAGAGAAUACAAACUAAAUAGUGGUAUUUUUCAACUAACUUUAAAGUUAGUACUGUUUCUUUCCUUUCUAACAAGCUAACUAGAAAUUACAUAGCUAGUUAAGUUUUAGUCAGUUCUGACUUACAUAAGUUAUCAAGGAAAAGUUGUGUAAAAUUGAACACACCCAGCGAAGAGCACUUGGGGAAAGAGGAUAUUCAUUUAGCUUUAAUAAUUUGGGCUAGAUUCUAAUCUCAGAUGUGAAAAAGCAAUGCUAGUAUAUUUUGGAGUGCUGUCUGAGGGUCUGCAGUACGGUAGGACAUCCUAAAAGCAUAUAUAUGGUCUAGGAUUACCUAACAGUCAAUUUUUUUAAAUUGAUUGCAGUGAGUGACACUCAUACUAUGAAUGAGGGACAUGCAUUCAUAGUAUGAAUUUCUCAGAUUUGUUAUUUGUUCUUGCUUGUAAUAGGUCUUUAAUUUCUGGCAGAUCAAAUAACUCCUGCUACAUGAUUGGACUCUGCCUGACUUCCCAAUGGCAUCCUAAAAUACAGAACCAUAUUCUUGAAGACUGAUUCACUUAAAGGAAUGCAUGAAACAAGUGGUACUUCUAAUAUAUCAGUCAAAGCCUUUGUCUCUGUCCACCUAUUUACCCUUUAAUUUAGCUACUUUUUGGAGGUUAGCCUUCUAGCCAUCUUACAGCAAGGUGUAUUUCUGUAAAUGUUCACUUUGGCCUGAAAUUCAACUGCAUUAUAGUUGCUCUGGAAUAACCUGUAUACCACUCUACCUUUUUAUAGAUCUUGCUAUUGAGAAUAAUCCACUACUGCACUUAUACACCUGACAUCGGAAUGUAGCCCUUCAUUUAUUUCCUUUUAAUUGUUCUAAAUCAAUCCAAUAAUUGUAUCUUGACAGACUCGCUCCCAGGAGGCAAGAAAUCUUUCAACUUUGUCCUGUGGGGUACUUAAGUGUUCUGAUGGUGUAGUUUGUCUAAGGAAUGAGUAUACACCAAGCAAGAUGUUUCUUGCACUGAUUGAUACUUGGUAAUCUGCUGUUAACCUGACUUAUUUUGGGAUGCAUCCUUAAAACUCAGUCUCAAAACAAAGCACAUGUUCUGUUGCUUGAAUUGAGAUUGUGUAGCACCAAAUAAAAAUGACUUUGUUUCAUAACAUUCUCAGUUAACAAGCAAAUAAGCUGAAAAGCUGCAUUAUGCUGGUAGGACAUAACUUGCUUGCAUAAGAAUCUUUUGCUGUAUUUUCAUAACUGUAUGACUUUAAUAUGAAAGUAUUAGUAUCAACUCUUUCUGUUAGAAUAGAAGGCAUGGGUGAUCUUCUAUUCUAUUAAAAUUCCUACUUGCAGCUGUUACAAUCUGACGUAAUAAUCUAAUCAGUAAAAACAUCAUGAAAUUGUUUUGGAAACUCAAAAGUGCAGGACUAAAUGGGGGAAUUGUCCUCAUUGGUAUUACCUGCACAUGCUUGUAUUGAUUUAAAAGGAUGCAGGUAAGAAGUAGGUGAGAUCCUCUGCUCUCCUGAUCAUAUGGAUGACACCCUGUUAAUUCUGGCUAAAAAGACACUGUCGUGCUUUGUAACGUGUCUGAUUAAAGAUGAUUUAAAACCU
Gavialis gangeticus (Gharial) is the source of this 2862-nucleotide messenger RNA. RefSeq names its product zinc finger protein 706 (gene ZNF706). NCBI's taxonomy places the organism in Eukaryota, Metazoa, Chordata, Crocodylia, Gavialidae. The record is from RefSeq and is a predicted model, not a curated record. Bases 131 to 361 code for a protein of 76 amino acids. The transcript has 4 exons.